UUGAGUAGUGCUUGGCCGUGCUCCUCCUGAGCGCUCCCUGGGAAAGCGACGAUGAUCACAUUCAUGAACAACUCGGACAGCGAGGAGGAGCCCUGCAAUGAGAGAACAUCUCUGAUGUCUGCAGAGAGCCCUCCAGUACCCUCCUACCAGGAUGGCCUACAAGCCUCAGAAGCAGGGGAGGCGCAGGCACAUAGGAAGAGGCGAACAGGUAGCAGCCGUAGCCCUAACAAUAUUGCUGAUGGGGAUACGUCUGACUCGGGUGUUCCAGUGAGAGAAAGCGCCUUGGAAAAUGAAGAGGAGGAACUGACUCUGAAAUAUGGAGCAAAGCAUGUAAUCAUGCUCUUUGUGCCUGUCACCCUUUGUAUGAUUGUUGUCGUCGCCACCAUAAAGUCAGUGCGCUUCUAUACGGAGAAAAACGGGCAGCUAAUCUACACCCCUUUCAGUGAGGAUACCCCUUCUGUGGGCCAGCGUCUCUUGAACUCAGUGUUGAACACCAUCAUAAUGAUCAGCGUCAUCGUUGUAAUGACCGUGUUCCUAGUUCUGCUCUAUAAAUAUCGCUGCUACAAGUUCAUCCAUGGCUGGCUGAUCCUGUCCUCUUUGAUGCUGCUCUUCCUCUUUACCUACAUAUACCUCGGUGAAGUAUUGAAGACAUACAAUGUGGCCAUGGAUUACCCCACUCUGUUCUUAGUCAUCUGGAAUUUUGGAGCUGUCGGAAUGAUUUGCAUACAUUGGAAAGGUCCCUUGCAGCUCCAGCAAGCAUAUCUCAUUAUGAUCAGUGCUCUAAUGGCACUGGUUUUCAUUAAAUACCUACCUGAGUGGUCAGCAUGGGUGAUUCUAGGUGCAAUCUCCAUCUAUGAUCUGAUGGCUGUUCUGUGUCCCAAGGGGCCACUGAGAAUGCUGGUAGAAACCGCACAGGAGAGAAAUGAGCCCAUUUUUCCUGCAUUAAUAUAUUCCUCUGCUAUGAUGUGGACAGUCGGAAUGGCCAAGCCAGACACAGCAGCAAGAGGACCGAGUCAGCAGACAUGGGAUGCAGGUUUGCUUGCAUGUCACCCUUCUAUACAGAGCACUACGAGGAGUCCUGUUCCCACCCGCCCCAUCACUUCUUUUGAGGAGCUCGAGGAGGAGGAAAGGGGUGUGAAGCUGGGCCUCGGAGACUUCAUAUUUUACAGUGUGCUUGUUGGGAAAGCAGCUGCCACAGCUAGUGGGCCCUGUUUUUUAGCCAUUCUUAUAGGUUUAUGCUUAACUCUCUUAUUACUGGCUGUUUUUAAGAAAGCACUGCCUGCUCUUCCCAUCUCCAUCACCUUUGGCUUGGUCUUUUACUUCUCGACAGACAACCUUGUGCGACCAUUCAUGGACACCCUGGCCUUCCACCAGCUGUAUAUUUAGAAGAAG
Molecule: messenger RNA, 1392 nt
Organism: Charadrius vociferus (killdeer)
Lineage: Eukaryota; Metazoa; Chordata; Aves; Charadriiformes; Charadriidae
Gene: PSEN2
Product: presenilin 2
Biological process (GO): membrane protein ectodomain proteolysis; protein processing; Notch receptor processing
Cellular component (GO): apical plasma membrane; neuromuscular junction; Z disc
Molecular function (GO): aspartic endopeptidase activity, intramembrane cleaving
Source: RefSeq, a predicted model, not a curated record